UCAGCCUCGAUCUAGAUACGAGAUUAAGCCAUGUGAUCCAGGUGGCCAAUCAGAAGACUCAACCAGGGGACCAUACUUUAUUUCCCUUUCAGAAAAAAACCUCGCUAGAUCUCGCUGCAGUUCUAGAUCUUUCUAGUCAUUGUGUACGUGUGACUAAUGUUAAGUCUCACAGUCCACAAUGUUCGGGGCGAAAGACAGAUUUCUUGAAAGGUAAUCGUGGCUGUACACAUCCCAGGAAGCUGUCUGAGGUGAAAGGUUCCCAGCAGAGAAGUGACAUUGCGCACCAUCACCAUCUGCCCCGAUCUUUACCCUUCACGCAAGUCUCAGAUUCACAUCUUUACCUGUGCGGUGUGACUAUGGCUCGGUGUUUUCGUGCCAUCAUGCUCUUCUUCGCCGUAUACGUCACCGUCUUAGUCCUCUUCCUGCAAUCGCUCUCACGGCUCGGCAGCAGCAGUAGCGUCAACAGCAAGUUGCCCGUCAUUGUCGUUGACAACGACCCAGAUGAAGAAGACGCUACCGACAACACUAUUCGAUCGGUGCCAAGCGCGGAAGUCACACUUGAGAAACCACAGGGCCUAGAGGAAGGGAUACUGCAGUUGGAUAGGCAGGUGUCCGACAUGAUCUCGACAGUGGAUAUAAACCAAAAUGAUGUGAACCUUCGCCUGGUCGACGACAUCACGAGGAUUGACAGAGACAACACCACCGCCGCUGGAGACCGCUUGCAGUCGCAGGACAUGCUGUCGGCCGUGAAGAAGAAAGAGAGGAAAGCGCUAGACUAUAGCAACAGCACUUUAAUUAGGGUCAUCGAUGACCUGGCUGUCUUCUCCGCCUACCACGACGACCGCCAGGACAAGGUGUGGGUGCGUAUGAUGGUGAUUGUACAUUACAACUCCACCAACAAAACGGGACUGCUGUGCCACUUCGAUUACGGAGAAAACAAUGGCGUCUACACAAUGGAGGCUGCACAAUAUGAGAUGUGCGAAAAUCACCGUAGGAAUAUCUCGGCUUCAUCUACUCCUGUUCUGUGCCGUUGGGACGUGACCUUAACUAUACGCUGGCGGUGUCGCACUUAUCUAGCAACGACAGGCACGUUGCGGUUCCUGUAGAGCGUGUGUCGCCACCAGUCACUUCCGGUCAAAAGGUCAGCACAGACAAGUUCGCCUACAACUUUAGCAUCUGUGUCUCCCCACUCUUUGGCUCCGUGAGCCCCAAGCGACUUGUGGAGUUUCUGGAACUCACACGGCUACUGGGUGUUCAGCAGAUCUUCUUCUACGACUUCUCUA
This is a messenger RNA of Pomacea canaliculata, 1283 nucleotides long. RefSeq lists its product as uncharacterized. The record is from RefSeq and is a predicted model, not a curated record. NCBI's taxonomy places the organism in Eukaryota, Metazoa, Mollusca, Gastropoda, Architaenioglossa, Ampullariidae. Bases 357 to 1106 code for a protein of 249 amino acids. The transcript has 7 exons.